GAAAUCAGAAGUAAAGAGGAAAAGAAGAAGAAAAUUAUCGAUUUCUUUAGAUUUGAUUUUGGGUUUUGAAAGGAUUUGGAAAUGGAGGAAGCGUUGUCAGGUUUUUGUAUAAAAGGAAGUGUUCGGGGCAAUGGAAACAACGGAAGUACUGGAACUGGAACUAAGUGCGAGAGAUGGAAUCCUACGACCGAACAGGUUAAGGUUUUAACUGACUUGUUCAGGUCCGGACUUCGAACUCCAAGCACUGAUCAAAUCCAGAAGAUUUCAACUCAGCUCAGCUUUUACGGGAAGAUUGAAAGCAAGAAUGUUUUUUAUUGGUUUCAGAAUCAUAAAGCUAGGGAAAGACAAAAGCGUCGAAAAGUCUCCAUUGAUGAAAAUGACUUGAUAUCUAGAGACAACAACAAGAUUACUUCUUCAAAAGAGUAUUUUGAGGUUAAAGAAUAUCAGCUUGAAAGGGUUAUUGAGACUUUGCAGCUUUUCCCUUUAAAUUCCUUUGAUGAAACUGAUCAACAGGAGAAGUUUAUAUUCCAUGCAAGCGAAUGUAGGGAAAUAUCAACAUUUCCUUAUAGAAUCAGUGCCCCAGAAAUGGACCAUCCACCAUUAGAUCUUCGUUUAAGUUUCCUAUGAAAAAUCUUAUUAUU
This is a messenger RNA of Durio zibethinus, 641 nucleotides long. RefSeq names its product WUSCHEL-related homeobox 5-like. Gene Ontology annotation, biological process: plant organ development. The record is from RefSeq and is a predicted model, not a curated record. Lineage: Eukaryota; Viridiplantae; Streptophyta; Magnoliopsida; Malvales; Malvaceae. Gene Ontology annotation, molecular function: DNA binding; DNA-binding transcription factor activity.